Molecule: messenger RNA, 1184 nt
Organism: Cornus florida
Lineage: Eukaryota; Viridiplantae; Streptophyta; Magnoliopsida; Cornales; Cornaceae
Product: polyadenylate-binding protein 1-like
Exons: 6
Coding region: 181-840 (219 amino acids)
Molecular function (GO): RNA binding
Source: RefSeq, a predicted model, not a curated record
AUCACCGACCUACCUUCCAAUCUGUGCCCUUAAAUUGCUUGUGUCUGAAAAGGAAAGAAACUAAAAACCAGACAUAACUCAAUCAGCUCCAAAAACUUCUAUAAACUAUAAUACACAUAUACAUAUGUGUAUGUAUAUUAGAGAGAGAAAGUAAAGAGUUGAAGACAGAGAGAGUGAGAGAUGGAGCAUGAGGAGCAAGAGCACGAGGUGUACGGAGCAGAUAUACCCGAUGAAGGAGAGAUGGACGCCGAUGUCGACAUGUCUAGGGUUGAAGAGGAGAGCCCUAACUCCAAAGAUUUGGAGGACAUGAAGAAGAGACUUAAGGAGAUUGAGGAUGAAGCAGGUGCCCUUCGCGAAAUGCAGGCUAAAGUCGAGAAGGAGAUGGGAGCUGUUGAAGAAGAUUCCUCCAGUGGGUCUGCUACUCAAGCAGAGAAGGAGGAGGUGGACUCAAGAUCAAUUUACGUUGGUAAUGUAGACUAUGCGUGCACUCCCGAGGAAGUCCAGCAGCACUUCCAAUCAUGUGGAACGGUCAACCGGGUAACAAUUUUGACAGAUAAGUUUGGUCAGCCAAAAGGAUUUGCUUAUGUGGAGUUUGUCGAAAUUGAUGCCGUUCAGAAUGCUCUUCUGUUAAAUGAGUCAGAGCUGCAUGGUCGUCAGUUGAAGGUAUCUGCCAAGCGAACUAAUGUUCCUGGAAUGAAACAAUAUCGAGGCAGGCGUCCUAACCCUAUUUUCGGUUUUCGAUCUAGAAGGCCCUUCAUGCCUGGCCCACCUCUCUAUCCUCCAUAUAGUUAUGGAAGGGUUCCAAGGUUCAGACGGCCAAUGCGGUACAGACCAUACUGAUGAUGAGCAAAUGGCUAUAGUGCUGUACUACAGAUCAAUGAUCAUGUUAUGCCGGUGGCCCCAAUGGUGAAGCAGCAGUUGCCAUGUUGGUUGUAACGGUCGUAUCUAUCUUUCUGUAAUAUGGAUAGAGUUUCAUUUUACUUGGUAGUUGUACUAUCAUUUGCAUGCCAGUAAGGCUAACUUAAUUUUCAAUUCCCCAUUUAUUACCCACAAAGGAGAAUUUUUUCUUUAGUUGCUUGCAUUUACCUGCUUUGGGGGAAAAAAGGGAGACUGUAGUCAAAAUUAUUCUAAGAAAUUGUUAAUUUGGAUUUUUUCUUAUUUAAUAAAUUUGCAGACAUUGGUGA